Molecule: messenger RNA, 3224 nt
Organism: Ruditapes philippinarum (Manila clam)
Lineage: Eukaryota; Metazoa; Mollusca; Bivalvia; Venerida; Veneridae
Product: eukaryotic translation initiation factor 6
Exons: 7
Coding region: 128-865 (245 amino acids)
Biological process (GO): cytosolic ribosome assembly; ribosomal subunit export from nucleus; assembly of large subunit precursor of preribosome
Cellular component (GO): cytosol; nucleolus; preribosome, large subunit precursor
Molecular function (GO): ribosomal large subunit binding
Source: RefSeq, a predicted model, not a curated record
ACAACAGCUUAUUACGUAGCACACAAACAACGUGAUUGCGAAAGAAGUGAGAUUUCAUUAUUCAAGCAAAUAUUCACGCAAUCCUUACUAUUUUAUUACAGCAUUCACCGUUAUUUUUACAGUAGUGAUGGCAGUUCGCACACAGUUUGAAGGAAAUAACGAGAUAGGUGUGUUUUCUAAACUGACGAACACGUACUGUCUCACGGCAAUAGGAGGUUCAGCAAAUUUCUAUAGUGUAUUUGAAGGAGAGUUAGGAGAGUCUAUUCCUGUAGUACAUUGUAGUCUUGCAGGAUGCAGAAUCAUUGGUCGCAUGUGUGUUGGGAACAGACAUGGUUUACUGGUACCAACUGGCACCACAGAUCAAGAAUUACAACACAUAAGAAACUCGAUACCAGAUUCUGUACAAGUGAGGAGAGUUGAAGAAAGGUUAUCUGCCCUUGGUAAUGUCAUUGCAUGUAAUGAUUAUGUAGCAUUAGUCCAUCCAGACCUUGAUAAGGAGACAGAAGAAAUGAUUGCUGACAUAUUAAAGGUGGAGGUAUUUCGACAGACCAUAGCUGAUAAUGUAUUAGUUGGUAGCUAUUGUGCAAUUAGUAACCAAGGUGGACUGGUUCAUCCAAAAUCCUCCAUUGCUGACCAGGAUGAGCUUUCAUCAUUGUUACAAGUUCCCCUUGUGGCUGGUACAGUAAACAGAGGAAGUGAUGUUAUAGGUGCAGGGCUAGUAGUGAAUGAUUGGAUAGCAUUUUGUGGUCUCGACACAACCAGUACAGAACUGUCUGUUAUAGAAAGUAUAUUCAAACUUGGGGAUGCUCAGCCCAGUACCAUUACACAGCAAAUGAGAAGUUCUUUAAUUGAAAGUAUGACAUAAUUAUGGAGUGAAGUGAAGAUUACAUUGAGGUGUGAUGUUAUGAAGACUAAAUGAAAUAUGAACACAGAUUGGUUAUACAUGAGUUAUCUAUCUUGUGAUAAACUAGGACUAUCAAGGUGGUAGAGAUCAGUACUGCCUAUAUUGAGAUGUCAUUGUAGCAGUGACUUCUGGGAAGUAAACGUCUUAUGUUAUUGUUAUCACUGGGUAUCAUAUACAUGUAUCAUUAUAUUUUGAGAAUGUGAUAAUUGCAUAAAAUAAACUUUAAUGAAGUGUCUGUAAAUUUGUUUCAAGUUAUAAAGAAUGAAUACUGACAUGUAAUCAGAAAUAAUAUAGUAUUUUCAUUUUGUUAAGAACAUUUUAUUUAUGUAAAAGGAGAUACUGUAUUUUUACCAGCUUCUGAAUCUCAUUUUUAUUUUUUGGUCAAAGUAAUGUGAAGUUUUUCGUUAAGAUAAGUCACUUAUUUUUACGUAGAUUCUAAAUAAUACAUGAAGGUAAUAAUUUUAUGUGUAAAUCUACCAAUUUUCUACGAGAGGAAAUAAGUUUAUAUCAAUAAUGUUGUUUUGAUGUAAAUGUUUCAAAGUUAUAUAUAAAUUAACACAUUCUGCUUUAACACGGCAUGUUCAUACUGGUUUAUUAGUCCCCUACUGGUUUAAACGGAGGGGACUUCAGGUGUACCCUCCGUUCGUCUUUCUGUCCGUAAGAACCCAGAGGUACUUGUGUGACUUGAAGAACAAUGGGUAACAGUAAAUUUUCUUUGAUACUAUUCAUUCUCUUUUUACUUGUGUGUCUUUUUUUAAGCUUUGUGUGACUAAAAAUGGCCAAAAAGAUCAGAGGAAAUGUCACACAAGUACCAUUUUGUGAGUAUGUCCGCCUGCGUGUCCGUCAGUCUGUCCGUCAACAAAUCUUGAUCCCAUGAUAACGCAAAAAGUACAGAAAAUAUUUUUAUGAAACUUGUUAUAUGGAUAGAUGGCAGUCUGGAGAUAAUGCAUGUUUCUUUUCUUUUCUACCUAUGUUGAAAACUUUUGUUGCUAUGGCAACAAAUAGACUGAAAAUAUGACUUAUUUAACACAUAAAAUGGAUCCAGUGAUCACGCAAAAAGUACUGAAAUUAUUUUUAAGAAACUUGAAAUAUGGGUAGAUGGCAGUAGUGAGAUUAUGCACGUCUUCUUCUUUUCUUCCUUUGUUGAAAAAUGUGGUUGGUUUGGCAACAUGUUGGCUUUAAAUAUUGCAAAUAUAUCAAUAUUUGUGAUUACUCAAAAAAGUGCUGUAGACAUUUUUAUGAAACUUAAAUUCCGGAUAGAUGGCUGCAUAGUAUGGAGCAUCAUUUAAAUCUUUACUAUAGGGAGUAUAAUGAGAGCUGUCGUACUUGCCAAGCAUCAGUAACCUUGAAAACAUUUCUGAUUCAUUUGUUUACGCUUUUUCACUAUUCAGUUCUUUAUUUCUUAAGGUAUUUACUUCAAACUUCAAAUACAUUGUAUAUAUAUUUUUUUCUGGUCAUCAACCACAUCAUAUGUGACAAGGUCUACAACUUUAGCACAAAAAUUAUCGGAAUUACCUUCUUUGAACUUAAAAUUUUCGUGAAUAAGAUGAUUGUUUUAUUAGAAUUUCCUUAUUUCUUAACAUAUCUACUUCAAACUUCAUAUAUAUGUUUCUUAUUAUCCCUCAAAGGUUCAAUAUUCUAGCUCGACUAUUUCCAGAAUUAUGUCUCCCUUGAACUUAGAUUUUUUUCCAGAAAUUAUUAUUUUCUACUCAAACUUCAUCAUUUCUUAUUGCAUUUACUUCAAACUCCCUCAUCAUAAUAAUAUGACAAGCAUCAUAAAUCUAGCGUCCAUAUUUCCAGAAUUAUCUCCUUAUUCUUUAAAUUUUUCUUAUUCAUUCUUUAACUUUCUUAUUUUUACAUGGAUGUACUUAAAAUUUAAAAUAAACAUUCAUUAUCAACAACUACAUCAUAUGUGAUUAGAUUUAUAAGUUAUGGGUUUCCAUGAUAAUUUUCAAUUUGUACUAGAAAUUUAUUUGAUUUUUUUUCUUCUCUGUUACUAUAAAUGGUAUACUUGAAGUUUUUUGUUUUUUCACUUUUCUUCUUUGUGACUAUAAAUGGUAUCUUCUUUAUACUUUAGAUAAUUGUUCUUUGUAACACUCACACCAUGUAUGACAAUAUUCAUAAGUCAAGCAUCUUUAUAUUUCAAGAGUUAUCUCCUCUUAGUUUCAGAAUUUUGCUUUUAAAAAUGUUAUUUUCUGGAUACUUCUAUGGCAGUCAUUUACGAUAAAUUAUUUAGGAAAUAUUAACCAGAACAUGUUUCAGGAGUGAUGAUAUGUCAGAUAAUGAAUGUCUUUGUACCAUUAAAUGUAACAAUUUUCAA